This is a messenger RNA of Cotesia congregata, 1392 nucleotides long. Lineage: Eukaryota; Metazoa; Arthropoda; Insecta; Hymenoptera; Braconidae. The record is from the annotation of a GenBank genome assembly.
AUGUCAUACACAAAUCGUUUUCCCCCGACACAACACACCAGAUACAGAAGUAGCUGGGGUCCAUCUUCGGUAUCAGCUUUCACACGUGCUGAUGUACCGAGAACUUCUCCUGAGGAAGAAGAAUACGAGUUUUAUCACGAGAGAAUUCAUUCCGCCCAAAACAGACAAUUAAUUCCAUUGCAAGAGGACUUGGCUGAUUGGAUUAAUAAAAUUAUUAACGUGGAUUAUAUAACCGGCGAUAAUUUCUUCGAUACUCUAGAUAAUGGAGUAAUAGUAUGCAAAUUAGCACGAGUUAUUCAAGAAAAAGCUCGUGCCGCUAUUGACGCUGGAUUAGCCAAAGGACCGGUACCAGUAAUCCGCGGCCGUUGUUGGGAAAAUGCAGCCAGGCGUAGCUUUUUUUCCCGUGACAACAUGGAAAACUUCAUCCAGUUUUGCAGACGGUUGGGUGUGCAUAACAAUUUAUUGUUCGAAAGCGAUGAUUUGGUACUUCAUGGACAGCCACGUAAUGUCGUGCUGUGUUUACUGGAAGUAGCGCGAUUAGCUUCGAAAUAUUCUUUAGAACCACCAGGACUGGUACAAUUGGAACGUGAAAUUGCUGAGCAAGAACGAGAAUUACAUUGCAUGUCUGAUAGCGGAAUAUCUCAUAGCAGUUUAGUUUCAUGGCAAUAUCAACCCCCGUCACCGGUUCCUUCACCUCCACCACCCAAGGAAAAAAUAAAACAUAGCUGCUCGGCGUCUGAAAUUACCACGAUGACUUUGUGGAUUAAUCCGAUACCACCGACGACACCACUGGAGCCUCCGACGGAAAUGCGUCGCUCAGUGAGCGAUAAUGGACCAACUGGCAGCGACGGAGUACCGAGUGACACCACUGAGGACGAUUGGUCACGCGGGAGCGCUGAAGAUCCGGAUGAGCUUCCGUCCCCAGUCAGCUCACCGUCACCAGCAGAACCACCAGAACAUGUUGGACCAAUUACUGAACUUGACAGAAAAUUUGUUCGGUUUGUCGACGAGGAUACUCAGUCGCCAGGAAAAUUAAUCUCAAAUCCACCUGUACUAACAGUACGGCGGGCUGCAGAAGCUAUUCAUAGACUUUGUCAGUGUUCAAACGAAAAGUGUUCCAAGUUGAAAGUACGGAAAGUCGGCGAGGGACGGUAUAACAUUGCCGGGCGCAAUGUCUUCAUUAGGCUUCUUAAGGGAAGACACAUGAUGGUAAGAGUUGGCGGCGGAUGGGAUACUCUGGAGCACUUUUUGUCAAGACAUGACCCGUGUCAGGUGAGGGUCCUCAGCCGUGAAAGCACACCGCCUCCUCACACAACCGCCAAGCACACAAAUUUUCUCCACAUACGUGCUAAAUAUCGCAGCUCACCCACAGAAUCAAUCUCAAGACGUUAA